Molecule: messenger RNA, 1643 nt
Organism: Crotalus tigris (Tiger rattlesnake)
Lineage: Eukaryota; Metazoa; Chordata; Lepidosauria; Squamata; Viperidae
Product: olfactory receptor 1038-like
Exons: 2
Coding region: 154-1086 (310 amino acids)
Biological process (GO): G protein-coupled receptor signaling pathway
Cellular component (GO): membrane
Molecular function (GO): G protein-coupled receptor activity; olfactory receptor activity
Source: RefSeq, a predicted model, not a curated record
CAAAAAGUGAAGACUAAAUAAUGAAAUACUGCAAUAGUCAUUCAGACUCACAAAGAUGCACUUACUGUUAUAUCACAGAGGAUACAAUAGAAGAUCUGUUUAUUCAAAUUAUAUGCAUUUUUUAUUAUGCAAUAAAUGGCCUAAAGAAGUUAGAUGAACAUCACAGAAUUUAUAAUUUUGGGGUUUGGAAAAUUUGGACAAUGGCAGUCUACUCUUUUCUUUACUUUUCUAAUGCUUUAUAUUAUAGCAAUGGCUGGAAAUAUUCUUGUUGUAAUUUUAAUUGCAGUUGAUCAACAUCUUCAUACCCCCAUGUACUUCUUCCUAGGAAAUUUGUCAUGCUUGGAAACUUGCUAUAUCUCAAAUAUUGUACCCAAGAUGAUGAUCGGCUUAUUGACUGAUGAAAAUACCAUUUCAUUCAAUGGCUGUUUUUUGCAGUUUUUUUGCUUUGGCUUGCUAGUGGCUACUGAAUGUUAUCUCCUGUCUGUAAUGUCAUAUGAUCGAUAUUUAGCAAUAUGCAAACCAUUGCAUUAUGCAAUGAGUAUGAAUGCUCGAAUUUGUAUCCAGCUAGCAGCUUCUUCAUGGAUAAAUGGCUUUAUAGCUGCUUUGAUCCUUUUAAGUUUAAUGCUACAACUUACAUUCUGUGGUCAAAAUGAAAUUAAUCAUUACUUUUGUGACACUCUUCCACUAAUAAAACUUUCCUGUAGUGACACCAGCCUGGUAGAACUUACAAGUUUUAUCUUUACCUUUGCAUUUACACUUCCUCCUUUUGUCCUCACUGUGACUUCCUAUAUAUACAUCAUAAUUACCAUCUUGAAAAUUCCUUCCACUAUUGGGAGGAAAAAAGCCUUUUCCACUUGCUCAUCUCAUCUAAUAGUGGUUUCUAUGUUUUAUGGAGCCAUCAUGAUUGUAUAUUUGUUACCAAAAUCUGAAGCACUUAGUGAAGUUAGCAAAAAUUUUUCUCUGUUAUAUACAGUCCUGCCCCCUGUUGCAAAUCCUCUCAUUUACAGCCUGAGAAAUAAGGAGAUGAAGGAUGCCAUGAAGAAGACAUCAAUAAAGUUUAUAUCUUUUAAGUUUUACAGAGGAUAAUUAUGAUGGUUCAAAAUGAGAACAUUAGUAAGAAUCUUACUUUAAAUCUUUGAACUUUCUGCCUUCUUCGCAUGAGAGUUCAUUAACAUCUUUGUUCAAAUAUGUCCAAUCUGUUAGUUCAUAUCUCAAUUAAGUCCCUUCUGGAUUAUUUCAGUAAUUUGUUGACAGAUCAUCCUGACUGUUUUUCACAUCUUAAGUCAAGUAUGAAAAGUUUGGUAUGUAUAGCUUUGAUCUCUCCCUGUACACUUUGCUUCUUAUUUUCAACAAUCAUUACAUUGUUUUGGUCUUUGUGGGAAAUAUCAGUUUCACUUUAUUGUACUUUAACAUUUUCUUUUACAACAUUUAUUUUGUAGCGGUUUUAAUCAACCAUAAAAUCAGUUGUCAAAUGUUCAUAUUAUUAUGGUACCUAUACUAGGAAAUUGUUAUGAUUUUUGCAUUUUACGAUUAUUAUAUAGUAUUUAGAAUUAUCUUACAAUACUUCUUAUAUUGUUUUACAAACACACACAAUAUCAAUAAUAAACCAAUCAUACACACAAAAUAAAGUUAAGCUAAAUAUU